CCAGCGCCGUGGCCGCAGAGCGGAACGUAGUGGAUCUUACGGCGGUGGAGGCGGUGGGAUGGCGGGAGGCGGCGCAAACGGCUCUGCGGGAUGGCCGCCUGGCAGACCGACUCUCCAACAUCAUCGACGCCCUCGAGUUGCUCGCGGCCAUUUGCGAUGACACGACCACGUGCAGAACGCUAGGCCGAUCCCUAGCCAUCGUGGGCUACCUGCUGGCCGGUCUGAACAACGGCGUCGACAUCGCCCAUGGCGACAUCUUGCUGGCCACGCGCGAUCGGAGUAGCACUGCAUCGAAUACGCAGGCGCUGUCGCUCACAGAGAUCCGCGUGCACCUUCUGAUGCUCAAGUUCGCCAGGGCUGACAUGGACCUCAUUGCUGGAG
Messenger RNA from Effrenium voratum, 381 nucleotides. The record is from the annotation of a GenBank genome assembly. Lineage: Eukaryota; Dinophyceae; Suessiales; Symbiodiniaceae.